AUGGCAUUUAAGAAGUACAAGUUCGUUAUUGACUGUUCUGGUCCUGCUAAUGACAAGAUCUUUGAUGCUGCUGCUUUCGAAAAGUACCUCCAUGACCGCAUCAAGGUUGACGGCCGUACCAACAACCUCGGUGAUGCCAUUGCCAUCUCUCGCUCUGCUGACAACAAGAUCACUGUUGUUGCCAACAUUCCCUUCUCCAAGCGUUACCUCAAGUACCUUACCAAGAAGUUCUUGAAGAAGAACCAAAUCCGCGACUGGCUUCGUGUCAUUGCCACUGACAAGCAAACCUUCCAACUUCGCUACUUCAACAUUGCUAACGACGCAGAAUCUGAAGACGAAGAAUAA
This is a messenger RNA of Rhizopus microsporus ATCC 52813, 345 nucleotides long. Its product is annotated as 60S ribosomal protein L22. Gene Ontology annotation, molecular function: structural constituent of ribosome; RNA binding. The record is from RefSeq and is a predicted model, not a curated record. Lineage: Eukaryota; Fungi; Mucoromycota; Mucoromycetes; Mucorales; Rhizopodaceae. Gene Ontology annotation, biological process: cytoplasmic translation. The coding region runs from base 1 to 345 and encodes 114 amino acids. Gene Ontology annotation, cellular component: ribosome. The transcript has a single exon.